Molecule: messenger RNA, 681 nt
Organism: Arachis stenosperma
Lineage: Eukaryota; Viridiplantae; Streptophyta; Magnoliopsida; Fabales; Fabaceae
Exons: 2
Coding region: 1-681 (226 amino acids)
Biological process (GO): DNA integration
Molecular function (GO): nucleic acid binding
Source: RefSeq, a predicted model, not a curated record
AUGUGGAGGCAAGUGAUAACACGAUUCGGGAUACCAGAAGUCGUCAUCUCAGACAACGGCACACAAUUUACUGACAAAAAGUUCACGGAAUUCCUGAGCGGCCUGGGCGUAAGACAAAGGUUCUCUUCGGUAGAACACCCCCAGACGAACGGACAGGUGGAAUCCGCCAACAAGAUUAUCCUUUCAGGGCUGAAGAAGAGGUUGGAUAAUAAAAAGGGUGCUUGGGCCGACGAACUAGCAUCGGUUCUCUGGUCCUACCGAACAACUGAGCAAUCCUCCACUAAGGAAACUCCCUUCCGGCUAACGUAUGGGGUGGACGCAGUAAUACCUGUAGAGAUUGGUGAACCAAGCCCGCGGUUACUUUUGAAAGGAGUAGAGGAAACCGUGGAAAAGGACCUGAUAGAUAAAGCCAGGGAAAUGGCCCAUUUGACAGAAACAGCGCUAAAACAAAGGAUGGCUUUGCGCUACAACACCAAAGUGCUCAAAAGGGAAUUCGAGCCGAACGAUCUCGUCCUGAGGCGGAACGAUAUCGGCCCACCGACCCCAGGAGCAGGCAAGCUAGCGAUAAGCCAUCUCAUCAUGACUAACGACGACGCGCAACCCGGAACUGAUCACCCCGGGAGCCCGUCAACUACCGUUGUAACAAAUGACUACGCAAAAGGCCACGAGCCGUUGAUAUAA